This is a messenger RNA of Dreissena polymorpha, 1480 nucleotides long. Its product is annotated as putative ATP-dependent DNA helicase Q1. The transcript is spliced from 3 exons. NCBI's taxonomy places the organism in Eukaryota, Metazoa, Mollusca, Bivalvia, Myida, Dreissenidae. Gene Ontology annotation, biological process: double-strand break repair via homologous recombination. The record is from RefSeq and is a predicted model, not a curated record. Bases 330 to 1331 code for a protein of 333 amino acids. Gene Ontology annotation, cellular component: chromosome; cytoplasm; nucleus. Gene Ontology annotation, molecular function: ATP binding; nucleic acid binding; 3'-5' DNA helicase activity.
CUUCUGAAAUAACGAGAGCUUUUAUUGAAUUUUGUCCAUCUGUUCGGCAUAAAGCGAAACAGAUUGAAUGUUUGGAACAUUUUUUAGCAGGGAGAGACAUAAUUGCUAACCUUCCUGUAGGUUAUGAAAAAAGUUUGGUGUAUCAGAUAAUUCCAAAGUUGUUGUCAAUUGUGAAAAAAGAUGAACCGCAAGCGACGAUAUUAGUCAUCUCUCCAUUAGUCAUCUCUCCAUUAACAAUCAUUCAAAAUGAGCAGAUUGAAACUCUGAAAAAGUAUGAUGUAAAGGCCUGUAGGCUUUCUAACCAUGAAUGUGAUGGAGUAGUAGAGCUUAUGGAGAAAGAUAUGAUCCAGAAUAUUGCAGAAGGGGAAUUCGCAAUUUUGUUUGCUCUACCUGAAGCACUUCUUAACACAGUCAGUGGAAAAGACUUGCUGAGCAAAAGACAAUUCAUUGAUCAUGUAAAAGGGGUAGUGAUAGAUGAAUGUCACAUUGUAAAAGAAUGGGGAGAGGAAUUCAGGACAGCCUUUCAAAAGCUGAAGACUCUUCCUGCGGUGUUUAAUGAUGUCCCAUUUAUGGCAUUAAGUGGGACAUUACCAACCAGUCUGAUGAAGGAGCUGCCAAACAUAUUGGGUCUCAACAACCCUGUGACAGUCCAAGAAAGCCCUGACCGUACGAAUAUAUUUCUGAAAAAACUUCACAAGUCGAAAAUUGGUGACACUAAUGAAAUUUAUGAAUCAAUUUUCAAAACAGAAUGUGAUGACCUUAAGAAAGACCCCUACAAUUAUCCUGUUACAAUGCUUUUCAUGCCUGUGUGCUAUAUAAGCCAGGCAGCAGCAUAUCUUAAGCAUUUGUUUGGAGAUGGUGAUAUUACAACGUCUUGCUAUGCAGUGUUGUUUUCCAGACAAGACAAAGUUGUUCUUAAAACAACAGUAGAGGAGCUACAAAUGGAAUAUCCCCGAAUAAGACUGAUUUUAACAUCAUCAGUUGCUGGCAUGGGGUUUGAUCCCCCAAGUGUGAUGAGGAUCAUUCAUGCAAGACCACCUCGUACCUUGUCCCAGUACCUCCAGGAGAUAGGGAGAGCAGGUCGAAGGGGACAAAACAGUUCUGCAAUUCUUCAUUACAACAAAAGAGACAUUGCCAAAAAUAUUCCUGGAAUUCAAGAAGACAUAGUGCAGUAUUGCAAUAAUGAGGAAACAUGCCUAAGGGAAUUGUUGUUAAAACCAUUUGGAUUAUCAAAAUCUCCAGGAAUUGCAAAUGAAAAUUGUUGCUCAUUUUGCCUGAAUGAAGACAUUUCAAAAUUAGACAAAGCUGGAGCAUUUGAUAACAAUGUUUGAAUUGUAAUAACAAUUUCAUUUUUUAUGUGCCCGAUACAACAGGUUGGUGUUUGGUUUGAAAUUUGACAGGUCAUUUCAGAGUUAAUAAUGUGUGCUAUAUUUUUUAAAUCCAUUUUUAAACCAUCAAAUACACACACAAGACAAAUCAA